CUCCAAUCCUUCCAAAUUCUCAUUCCCCUCUUAACUCCCACCCCCUUGCAUCAGAAGUCCCUGCCCUGCACAUAUUGCAGGGUGCUCAUACAUCCAUCACCAUGAAACUCAUCCUCUCCACCUCGUAAGUGGCAACCGCAGUGGAAAUCCCGACACUCUCUCCUCCUCAUUCCACCAUCGCCCCGGGAGGAAAAAAAAAAAAGACAAAAACCCCCAGUCCACCAACUCAACCAAACUAACAUACUUCCAGAAAUCUGAUGCUAGGCGGUCAUCCCAUCAUCCGCCAACUGACUGAAAAGUCCAAUGUCGAACUGAUCAACUCCCUACGUGCCAACUUCCAAGCCGCGCAGCAGCAGCAGCAGCAACAGCGCAACGACGAGGCCACGACGACAACGACAACGAAAACCGAGCACGGAGUACCGCGCUACGCAUCGUGGACGAGGCAACACGACGACACCCUAUACAUCCCAUCCACGGACUGCGGGUACGGGCUGUCUGAGGAGCGGUCGGCGUACGACAUCACCGUCAAACUCUUCUACCUGCCGGGGAUCCCGGCGUCGCGGCGGUGCGCGCACACGCGGGAGGCGAUCGACCUCGUGCUCCGGGAGCUGCACGUCGACUCGAUCGAUCUGCUGAUUGUCUCGUUUCCGGGGAUCUUGUUCGAUGCGGACGACGACAGCGAGGUGGAGGAGGACGACGAGAACGCGGGGUCGUCGGAUGCCGGCAGCGAGGAGGAUGAUUUCGACAGUAUCAUCCAAACGUGGCGCACGCUGGAGGGGCUGCACGAGCAGGGGAUGAUCAAGCAGCUGGGCGUGGCGGAGUUUGGCAGCGAGCGGCUGGCGCGCUUCCUGCCGCACACCAAGGUCAAGCCGUCGGUGGAUCAGAUCAACCUCAAGGACUGCUGCGUGGUGCCCAAGUCGUUGAUCCUGUACGCCAAGCAGGAGCGGAUCCAACUGCUGACCCACAACGACUGCAUGGACAUCUUGCCCGUGGGCACGACCCGGGAGCUGCUGGGGCCCGGCGCCAAGGGCGCGGGCAUCCUCGCUUCGGCGCCGGACGCGGACGAUGGCAUCCAGGGCGACGUGGCGCCGCAGUGGGUGGUCAAGUACACGGCGGUGGUGAAGGAUCGCGGGGUGGUGGAGAACAAAGGCUACUUUGCGCUGGCGGACGUGGGCAGCUGCGUCAAGCCGUGAUGUGAUGAUAUUUGUAUCUAUCUGCAAGCAUUCCACGAUUUGCAUGGGACAGCGCGGCGUUUCUUUUCUUGUUUUUGCGUUUAUUCCCUUGAAACCUAGUGAUGAUGAAUGAAGCAUUGUUCUAUCC
This is a messenger RNA of Aspergillus uvarum CBS 121591, 1320 nucleotides long. Its product is annotated as putative gamma-cysteine synthetase regulatory subunit. Gene Ontology annotation, cellular component: glutamate-cysteine ligase complex. The record is from RefSeq and is a predicted model, not a curated record. Gene Ontology annotation, molecular function: glutamate-cysteine ligase catalytic subunit binding; enzyme regulator activity. The coding region runs from base 258 to 1193 and encodes 311 amino acids. The transcript has a single exon. Gene Ontology annotation, biological process: glutathione biosynthetic process. Lineage: Eukaryota; Fungi; Ascomycota; Eurotiomycetes; Eurotiales; Aspergillaceae.